AUGAUCUUUAGAAAAAUUUAUAGAGAAAAGAAAAAGAAAGCUUCUAAGAGUGGUAAAGGUAGAGUUAAGUGGAAGUUUUUUGAAUAUUUUGACUCUUCAAAUCUAAGAGAAUCAGCAAAAUUGAUUUCUGAUUCGUGUAAAGAGUCAACUAAAGAAAGUUUUAGAAAUGAUUUUUUAGAAACAAGAAUUAAUGAUGACUAUAAUAAUAUUAAAAAACAGAAGCAAACUGCAGCAGAACUGAUUGUGGAGUAUUUAGAAAAAAAUAAUAAUCAAAAAAAUAAAAUUAUAGAAUUGUUAAUUCAAGCUAACAGUAAAGAAACUAAAAAUCAAAAAUAUCAAGAACUCAACAUGAAAAUUGAUAAAAUUGAAAGUAGGAUUGAUCAAUUAUUAAGUCUAUUUAACAAAGUAUUUCAUGACAAGAACAAAUAA
Molecule: messenger RNA, 429 nt
Organism: Hepatospora eriocheir
Lineage: Eukaryota; Fungi; Microsporidia; Hepatosporidae
Source: the annotation of a GenBank genome assembly